AUGCCGUGUCUUUGUCUCCAAGUUGAAACGUCAGUUUUUAUGAAACUCAGGAAAGCUGGUUCUUUUAAUGACAAGUUGUUAACUGACAACAUGACUGGAUCUUAUACAGCGGACACCUUAUUAAAGUGCACGUCAUUCUGCGCAUCACAAUCUCUUUGUGUGUCUCUGUUCUUCAAUAUAAACAACGGGCUGUGUCAGACACACAGCGUCGUCUUCACAGACCCCACCUCCUCAUUGGUCAGUGUCAACACUUCCUACUUCUAUAUCACUAAGGGCAACAGCGUCCUCCAGCCAAUCAAAGAGUGUGACGAUCCUCCACCAGAGACAGGAGUUGUCUGGGGAGCGGGAACCAGCUUUCUUAGUAGUAGGAGGCCAUAUACUUGUGCUGGUGCCCUACUGCCUAAAGUUUCAGAUGUGGAGUGUCAUACUUCAGGAAACUGGACUCUGAUGUCCGAUUUCUGUAGAGAUCUGGAAAGUUGUGAGGACGUACAGAUGUGUAGUAGUACCAACCUGGAUGGUACCUACCAGUUAUACCCACCAGUACUCGGGGGUCAUGGGGUCAACAUCUACUGUCAUAACAUGGCCACGGUACCUCAGGCCUAUGUUACACUGUUUGAGGAGAAUAUGUCCCGGAAUGACUAUUCCUUGAGAACAUGGACAUUUCCUUGCAUUUUUCAAGACCGUGUCGGCGAUGCUACAGCAUAUUUUAACAAAAUCAGCGUUAGUCUUGUGGACAUGUCUGUGAACAGGGAUGACUACACAUUUGCAGUCACGUGUCAGGAAUCGCCCAGUCGAUCUAUCCCUGGGUUUGGGGAGGCUGGUGGGUGUUCACAUGACUACAUGUGGAGAGAUUAUAGGCAAUGUCCAGCACCAGGUGUCUUUGUUAUCAACACCAAUGGUACAGGAUUGAAAAUCAGUCCUACUUGCAGCUGGUCAGCGGAUGGCGCAUACGGAUCCAGGGUAGAACCGAUUGAGUGGUCUUCAGACGGAUUAAAAAUACAGACAACUUUUGAUGCGUGGUGCGGUUCAUUCAAACCUGAUGCUUUGUAUCUGGAAUAUAGCAGCAGUUCCGAUAUUCGCGGGAUUGCGACUAUACCUACAUGCCCGCCCAACUAA
This is a messenger RNA of Ylistrum balloti, 1116 nucleotides long. RefSeq lists its product as uncharacterized. Gene Ontology annotation, molecular function: zinc ion binding; metalloendopeptidase activity. The record is from RefSeq and is a predicted model, not a curated record. Bases 1 to 1116 code for a protein of 371 amino acids. Lineage: Eukaryota; Metazoa; Mollusca; Bivalvia; Pectinida; Pectinidae. The transcript has 7 exons.